Rhincodon typus (whale shark) is the source of this 2902-nucleotide messenger RNA. It is a transcript of the gene eif2b3, whose product is annotated as eukaryotic translation initiation factor 2B, subunit 3 gamma. Gene Ontology annotation, molecular function: guanyl-nucleotide exchange factor activity; translation initiation factor activity. The transcript is spliced from 10 exons. Lineage: Eukaryota; Metazoa; Chordata; Chondrichthyes; Orectolobiformes; Rhincodontidae. Gene Ontology annotation, cellular component: eukaryotic translation initiation factor 2B complex; guanyl-nucleotide exchange factor complex. Gene Ontology annotation, biological process: cytoplasmic translational initiation. The coding region runs from base 1 to 1125 and encodes 374 amino acids. The record is from RefSeq and is a predicted model, not a curated record.
AUGGUGACUUUAGAAAGAAAAGAAAAGCCUGGACGUUCGAAAGAGGCUGGAGCCUCCCAAACCGACAUUUUGGUAGUCAGUUGUGAUCUCAUUACUGAUGCAGCUCUACAUGAGGUGAUAGACCUGUUCCGUGCAUACGAUGCCACAGUGUCGAUGCUGAUGCGUAAGGCACAUGAGUUUACUGAACCUGUGCCAGGCCAGAAAGGGAAAAAUAAAGAAGCCGAACAAAGGGACUUUGUUGGAGUUGAUGACACGUGCAAACGUCUACUUUUCAUGGCUAACGAAGCUGACUUGGAUGACGAGCUUGUCAUUAAGAAGUCCUUGAUGCAGAAAUAUCCUAAAAUACACAUAAAAACUGCACUUGUGGAUGCCCAUCUGUACUGCAUGAAAAAAUGGGUUCUGGACUUCCUUGUGGAAAACAAGUCUUUCAUGUCAAUCCGGAGUGAAUUGAUACCAUUUCUGGUCCGAAAGCAGUUUGCAGCUCCUGGCUCUUCUCAGCUUUCUAAAACUGGUGCCAAUGAAGAUCGGAAGAAAAACUCCAAAUCUAUAGAUAUAUUAAGUUAUGCAAAAGAAGAUGAUCUUCUGAAUUUAGCCAGAGGUAAAUCAUUUUGGAAUGAUCACCAUGGAGAUAUGAAUGAUCCAUAUCACGGAACCAAGCUUCGUUGCUAUGUUCAUAUUAUGAAGGAAGGGAUGUGCUAUCGUGUAAAUACUCUAGCUUCGUAUAUUGAAGCUAACCGACAGGCUCCUAGGUUCAUGUCUGCCUUAUCCCAAGAAGAAACAUUCAUCCAUCCUUCAGCACAAAUUGCUGACAGAUAUAUGGUUGGCACUGACAGUAUGAUUGGCUAUAUGACUAAAGUGGCAGAGAAUACCUCUAUCAAGCGGUCAAUCAUCGGCGCCUCCUGCACAAUCAAAGAGAACGUAAAAAUUGCCAAUUCCAUAAUCAUGCAUAAUGUCACUAUUGAGGAAGGGUGCUGCAUACAGGGUAGCGUUAUUUGCACCAGAGCAGUUAUUGAAAAAGGAGCUGAUGUCAAGGAUUGUCUGGUCGGAAGUACACUGCGUGUGGAUGCUAAAUCAAAACAUGUGAAUGAAGUGAUAGUAGGCAAUGAUCGCUUGAUGGAGAUAUAAUCUCACCCACGAUCUGGAGCCUCUGUAGUUUCUGUUCACAUGGACAUCAUCAGACAAGGAACAUCAUCCACAGGUCGUCACAAGGCAUAUUAAGACCGACGAAGAAUGGGCAUUGGGUUUGAGUUGACUGUGCUGCUUUGCAAGCUAAUUUCUGUCAUCUAAUAUGUUGAUCAAUACUGGAGGUUUUUAACAGACUUUUUUUGGAUACUUUCAAUUUUUUUUUCUUGGUAUGUCAAAAAUGCCUGGCAGGAAAUGUUUUAAUGACUCCAACUGAUACAGCACCUAAUUAAGAUCAGUGAGAUUGGUAGCUGGCAGGCAUUUUCCUUUCAAACUAUUGUAUGAAAAUCUUUUAAAACAAUCUCAAAUGAUCAGAAUAUUUUAAAAUAAAAAAUUGGAAUACUGUGCUCAAAUAGCUAAGCUCAUGGUUGGUAUGUAGGAGAUUCUCCUACUUUGAAGUUGCAUUCUCUGAUUUAUAAUUUCUUUUUCGUGAUUGCAAAAUCAUCAUGUCAAUGUACUAGUCUUGAAGGAGUAGCAGCAGGAAUUGAGAAUGGUCUUGCAUAUGUUCCUGGAGAAGAUUAUACUAAACAAAAGCAAAGCAUGCACGAAGAAAAAGAUAAUUAAUUUUUUGAUGGUCUUUUAUGUGCCAUUCAGCAUUGGAAAAACUGUUCAGAAAUCUGGUUGGAAUAAAAAAUAAUGCAGAUGCUGGAACAAAGACAAACAAACAGGAGUUUGGGAGAACGCAGCCAGCCAGGCAGCAUCUGGAGGAAAGUAACAGUCAACAUUUUGGGUUUUUUGGGUAAUAGCUGAAACAUUGGCUGCUCCUUUCCUCCGGAUGCUGCCUAGCUUGCUGUGGAAGAACAGAGUCUCCUAUUUGUCUGUUCAGAAACCUGACUUCCUUCAGCUAGUUAAUGUUGCCAAGACAUAGACAGAAAAUGAAUCAAGAAAUUUAUGUUACAUUUAAAUUUGUAGGAAUCGAUAGAAAGUAAAGUUAUUGGGACUGGCGACAAAAGAAAACCUCAUGACCCCAGCGAAAUCACCCAAAAACUCGAGAAUCUUCCAUGAGUAGUGUUGGUCCGUAUCCGCUGUCAAGACAGUGGAGGGAGGGUGCAUAGAUUUGGUGUCUUCACAACAAUAGAGUUAUGACUGUAUCAUUGUAAAACUUUCCCAUUUCCAGAAGCACCCAAGUAUCUGUGAACCUUAUCUAUAACAUGACAAUCCGUUUGAACUAAGACUACUGCAAUUCGAACUUGAAAAAUGGGAUAAUGAUACAACAAAGAACUGUGGAUGCUGAAAAUCUAAAACAAAAACAGAAAUUGCUGGAGAAAGUCUGGCAGCAUCUGCGGACAAAAAGCAGAUUUAACUUUUCUGAAGGAACUGAAAAAGGGUGACUGGAUUCGAAAUAUUAACACUGCUUUCUCUCCACAGAUACUGUCAGACCUGCAGAGUUUCUCCAGCAAUUUCUGUAUCUGAUAACGAUGUUUAGUGUUAAACUUGUCAGUAUUCAUCCAGUUUUUACUUCUCUUAUUAACUAACAUAUUAAAAUGAAUGAGUCAGUAAAACUUCUAUAUUUGCUUUUUAGCAUAUUACCAAACGAUGUUAUAAUUUAUUCAGUCUCUCAGACAGACGGAUUCGGGUACAUCAAGUAAUACAGAAAUCACUGUCUCUUAAGAAGACCAUGAAAUCUCAACUUAUUGCUCAUCCUGAAUUCUUACAAUACAGAUUUAUGAAGUUCAUGCAGCUUGUCUGUAUUUAUCUCAAUAAACAAGAUCUGUUUACA